Peronospora farinosa is the source of this 333-nucleotide messenger RNA. The record is from the annotation of a GenBank genome assembly. Lineage: Eukaryota; Oomycota; Peronosporomycetes; Peronosporales; Peronosporaceae.
AUGAGCUGCUCUUUUGAUCUGAAUGAGGACGCGGUGCUGGGUGCGCUUCGCUACAGUAACAAAAACAAGUUUGUCAAUCACGGAAGAAACACGCCGAAUUGCACAGCGAUGGCAGUGAGCAUUUGCGGCGUGCACCACAUCACGGUAUGGGCUUUGCACACAGUUUCGACAACGGCUACAUGUGGAGUUUUGGUCCGGCUGGAGUUAGUGACAAGCGGAGGUGUUGGUCUGGAUGGGAGUCAGCGACAGCGACGUCUUAGGAAACUAGAUAAGGCACGCGUGCUGACGCGUACUUAUCGGUCUCCUACGCUGGAUUCUACAGUCUGUCUGUGA